Neltuma alba is the source of this 3133-nucleotide messenger RNA. Its product is annotated as oxysterol-binding protein-related protein 1C-like. Gene Ontology annotation, cellular component: cytosol; membrane. Gene Ontology annotation, molecular function: sterol binding. The transcript is spliced from 10 exons. The record is from RefSeq and is a predicted model, not a curated record. NCBI's taxonomy places the organism in Eukaryota, Viridiplantae, Streptophyta, Magnoliopsida, Fabales, Fabaceae. The coding region runs from base 300 to 2657 and encodes 785 amino acids.
AGAGAGGAGAAAAUGGAAAGGGAAGAAAAUCCUCUGCUGGGCAUGGAUUCUUGUCUUUUGAUGCAAAUCCAUUGAUGUGAUUUUUGUCAACGAAACAAAACUAGUAGAAUUCUUUAUACUUUAACAUUUUUUUUUCCAUUUCUGGAAAACAAUAAAAAUUUAGAAAUGGAGGGCGAUUUUCGCGGCGAGCCAACACUGUUUGGUUUCGCCGUUGACGACCCUGCCCCGAGCAUUUCUUCUUCUGCUCGACUAUAUGACGAUGCAAUGAUCGUCUUCCACUUUUGCAAUUGGUGUUACUCAUGAGUCCGUUUCGCCACCUCUCCGAGGACCGUCACGAAACCGGUCCAACUGGCUCUUGCUCCGCUUCACUCUCAUCGGAGCCACACCGUGGUCCGGCCUCAGGAACGUCGUCAUUCCGAUCACACUCAACCAUUGGUCAUUCUUAUGGCUCCGCGCAACGCGUCUCCUCCGCUCUGGUCCAACGUUCCGUGUCUGCGAUAACCUCCCGCCAACACAGCCACCGGGGGGUCAUGAUCAAUGGCAUUGUCGGGAACGGAAUCUCCGGCAUCCUGUACAAGUGGGUCAAUUACGGUCGCGGGUGGCGCGCGCGGUGGUUCGUACUCCAGGAUGGCGUUCUUUCGUAUUUCAAAAUUCACGGUCCCAAUAAGCUCGUGCUCAAUAGCGAAGUCGAAAGGGGAUCAAUGGUCAUCGGGGAAGAGUCUCUGCGUCGAAUUGCUAGUCACCGCAAUAAUCCCUCUCGCCAACGCAAACCCGUCUGCGAAAUCCAUCUCAUGGUGUGUUCAAUAAGAGAGAGCAAAUCCGAUGAGAGGAGGUUUUCUGUGAAAACGGGGACGAAGAAGAGGCUACAUCUGAGGGCGGAGAGCAGGGAGGACAGGGACGCAUGGGUGGAGGCAUUGAAGGCCGUGAAGGGUUUGUAUCCACGCUCGCCGAAGAAUGUAGAGAUAAUGGCUCCGCACGAGACGAUGUUAAUGUCCACCCAGAAGUUAAGGCAACGCCUCCUGGAGGAGGGUGUGAGUGAGAUUGCCAUUCAGGAGAGUGAAAAUAUUAUGAGAAGCGAGCUCGCACAGAUGCAAAAGCACAUUAUGGCCCUCAAGCAAAAGCAGAAGCUCCUUUUGGACUCGUUGCGCCAUUUAGAGACAGAAAAGGUUGACUUGGAAAACACACUCAUUAACGAAACCCAAAGGCAGUCAAAGGUCGAUGUUGGAGAUUCUCUCACAUUAAAGCGUGAAAAGUUUAGCGAUGGAAGCCCGAGUGGUUCUUCUGACGAUCAAGACCGGCACGAUCAGUCUGACGAUGACAAUGAUGCAUUCUUUGAUACAAGUGAUAUUCUUUCGUUAACUUCUUCCAGAGAAAAAGAUUCUGAUUCUGAUUGUGAGGAGACUUCUACUGACGAACGUGAUGCAAAUUCGCUCACUGGAUUUGCGAGAUCCAAUUAUCCCCAGGUGAUGCGACGAAAGAAAUUGCCCGAUCCCGUUGAGAAAGAGAAGGCAGCCAGCCUCUGGUCAAUAAUUAAAGAUAAUAUUGGGAAGGAUCUCACUAGCGUUUGCCUCCCAGUCUACUUCAAUGAGCCUCUGUCCUCAUUACAGAAAUGCUGUGAAGACCUCGAGUAUUCUUACCUUCUAGACCGAGCAUUUGAAUGGGGUCAAAAGGGUAACAGUCUUAUGAGGGUGCUAGAUGUGGCUGCAUUUGCAGUUUCAGGGUAUUCUAGCACUCUUGGGAGGAGUUGCAAACCAUUUAAUCCACUGUUGGGUGAGACGUAUGAGGCAGAUUUCCCAGAUAAAGGCUUUCGCUUUAUCUCUGAGAAGGUCAGUCACCAUCCCAUGGUUGUCGCAUGCCAUUGUGAGGGAACUGGCUGGAAAUUUUGGGGUGACGGCAAUCUAAAAAGUAAAUUCCGGGGUCGUUCAAUUCAGCUUGAUCCUGUCGGUUUACUGACCAUCGAGUUUGAUGACGGGGAAGUCUUUCGGUGGAGCAAGGUAACAACAUCCAUUUACAAUCUGAUUUUAGGAAAACUGUACUGUGAUCAUUAUGGGACAAUGCGCAUAGAAGGGAAUCGUGAGUAUUCUUGCAAGCUUAAAUUUAAGGAGCAGUCAAUAAUGGAUCGAAACCCUCACCAGGUGCAAGGCGUGGUGGAAGAUAAGAAUGGUAAAACAAUAGCAACUAUAUACGGGAAAUGGGACGAGAGCAUGCACUGUAUAAUUAAUGACAAUUCUAAAAGGAAAAAAUCCAGUGGGUCGUCUAAAUCAUGUCUGCUGUGGAAGCGGAAUGAACCACCCCUGCACACUACAAGAUACAAUCUUACCGAAUUUGCUAUUGCACUAAACGAAAUCACACCCGGACUCAAGGGGAAGUUGCCGCCCACAGAUUCGAGGCUGAGACCCGAUCAAAGGUUUUUGGAGAAUGGAGAGUAUGAAAUGGCCAAUACUGAGAAGUUGCGGCUGGAGACGAGACAGCGACAGGCAAGAAGGAUGCAAGAAAAGGGUUGGAAACCAAGGUGGUUUGUAAAGGACAAAGACGGCAUCUACCGUUAUGCUGGCGGGUACUGGGAGGCCAGGGACAAGGGCAUCUGGGAAUCUUGCCCUGACGUAUUUGGCCAAAUUCCAAAUGAUACUGAUCUUGAUCCAACUUCACCUUCCUAAUUUCUCAGCUCUUUCGCCCUUGUAUGUAAUUUAGAGGCCACGCUAAACUAACAGCAACAUGGUACAGAUAAGAAUUUUUGAUGAAGCAUCUUCUCAAUCAAGUCUCAAUUUUUUUGGCAGUUCACAGCUCCAUUUAGCGUUGGGCAGUUCAGAUGAUAUGGCACAGUCUAGUUUUAUUUGUUUGGUUUUUUGUUGCAUUAUUAUAUUUAUAAAAAUUCAUUAAAUACUUGUAUUAUAUCUAUAUCCAUUCUGAAGAUGCCUUGUCCCUUUCCUCGCUCCGGUGCGGUCGUUCGGUGACUCCCUCCUGCAGGAAACAGAUCAAAAGUUUUCAAUUUUAAUUUCCAUACCUGUCUCCUUACUUUUUGGACGCCAUUACUAUGGCACUGUAAAUUUAUUACUUUUUUUCUGCCGGCACGUAAAUUUGUCCGCAUUUUCAUAUUCCAUAAUGAAUUUAAAUUUGAAGGGGGUGAUACCUA